Messenger RNA from Poecilia latipinna (sailfin molly), 2426 nucleotides. It is a transcript of the gene sema4ab, whose product is annotated as sema domain, immunoglobulin domain (Ig), transmembrane domain (TM) and short cytoplasmic domain, (semaphorin) 4Ab. The record is from RefSeq and is a predicted model, not a curated record. NCBI's taxonomy places the organism in Eukaryota, Metazoa, Chordata, Actinopteri, Cyprinodontiformes, Poeciliidae. Bases 496 to 1974 code for a protein of 492 amino acids. Gene Ontology annotation, molecular function: semaphorin receptor binding; chemorepellent activity. The transcript has 12 exons. Gene Ontology annotation, biological process: positive regulation of cell migration; negative chemotaxis; axon guidance. Gene Ontology annotation, cellular component: plasma membrane.
UUUGGAAAGACAGAGAAAACAAUGUUGGUCCAUCACCAUGCUUCCUUAUGGGAAACACAGAAAUUGGCCCAGGAUAUCAGUUUCUGGUUCGUUUUCUAGGCCUCUAUCUAUCCACACUCCUCAUUUGCAUAAUGAGGCAGAAAUGCAUAAGGAAAAAUAAAAGAAAAGGAGACAAGGAAAUGUAAGAAGAAGAAACGCUUGUAUAAGGAAAAGGAAAAAACAAACAAUAUACAUAAAUUUAUGCUUUUACCUUUUAUUUUGUAAGGUUUUGUUCUCCACAACAAUGUCUUUGCAGUGAAAUUCCCAUCAUCCAUUUCAAGGUUGUGCCUUUAGUCCCGACAAGCAAGUCCAGAUGUGAAACAAAGUUGUUAACCACUGUAUUAAAGACUGCAAGUCUGAAGAUGGUUUGAGGUUCCAGUAUAGCUACAAUUCCUCCCUGCUGAGACUCUGAGGGUGUGAUGGUCAUCUAACCCAGUGCUCGCCUUCUGACUGUCCAUGUCAUCAGAGCUAAUGGACAGUUUCUGCUUGCUGCGUCUCACCGUAACCCUGCUGCCUCUGCUGAACCCAUGCCUGACCAGGCUGACUCCCAGAGUCUCCUUCCCAAUGGGUAGCCCAGGGAGACGUCUCACCUGCUUCAGCAGCCAUGACCUCAGUAACACCACAACCCUUCUUCUCAGUGCGGAUGGAGAAAAGCUGUAUGUAGGAGCACGUGAUGCUGUGUUACUGCUGGAUGUUGGUCAUAAAGACACUGUCCUCCUGAGGAGCAAGCUGGACUGGAGCCCUUCCGAAAAAGACCUAGAAGAGUGUUCCAUGAAGGGCAAGAAAAUGGCGGACUGUCCCAAUUUCAUCCGAGUUCUGCAGUUCUUCAACAGCACUCACAUGUACGUGUGUGGAACAUUCGCCUUUAGUCCACGCUGCGCAUAUAUCAACUCAGAGACACUCACAAUGAGCCUCAACACUGAUGAAGGGAGAGGUCGCUGCCCUUAUGACCCCUACCAGCGCAACACUGCUAUCAUUGUGGGUGAAGAGCUUUACACCGGUACUGUGGCAGACUACAGAGGGAACCGACCAGUCAUCUCCCGACACCUCAGUGAGGGCAGCCGGGUGGACCUUAAGUUGGAUGACACUUUAGGAUGGCUGGAGGAUCCAACCUUCAUCAGCUCCAAGUUCAUUCCACAUGAGGAGAAAAUCUACUUUUUCUUCAGUGAAGUGGGCAGAGAGUAUAACUUCGUAGACAAGUUCAUUGUCUCUCGUGUUUCUCAGAUCUGCAUGAGUGAUGUCGGAGGUCAGCGCACUCUGCAGAGACGAUGGACCACGUUUGCCAAAGCUCAGCUGUUGUGCCAAGAUGGCAGCGAGCUCCCUUACAAUGUGAUCCAGGAUAUUGAUCUGCUUCCACCGGCAGAGGGCACUUCAGUGGAUGACAUACUGUUUUACGGCAUCUUCACCUCUCAGUGGGCCGUGAACUCUGGAAGGUCAGCGGUGUGUUCCUUCACUCUGACUGAGAUCAAAUCCAUUUUCUCCGGGAACUACAAAGUCCUGAACAGAGACACGUUACAGUGGAGCGCACGAGUCCAAGAGAAGGUGGCAAACCCAGGAGAGUGUGGCCUGCACAAUGCCUCAGAUAAUGCUCUGCGCUUUGUCAAAGAAAACUUCCUGGCAGAGGACAGUGUGCGUCCAGCUGGAAGACGCCUGACCUUGGUGUCUCGUGAGCACAUCUAUAGCCACCUGACGGUUCAGAGAGUCCAGGCUGCCAAUAAAAAGCUCUACACUGUCCUGUUUCUGCUGACAGAGUCUGGUCACUUACACAAAGCAGUGCUGCUCCGACAGGGGCCCUACAUCAUAGAGGAGGUUCAGGUUUUUAAGCCUCCUCAGCCAAUCAGGAGCCUGAUGCUGUCUAUCCCAAAGGUGCAAACUGAGGCAUAUUCAGUUUAUUUUCAGAUUUUUUUCUCAUCUAAUUUUGGUCAUAGAUUUUAACUGCAUCUUGUUGAACAUCUAUAAUGUUCACCUUACAAGUCAAUAAUAUGACCUGUUUGUUUAACAAGAAAUCAUUGUGUUAAUACAAGGUAUGGUAUUAAUGCACUUUUAAAUGCAUUAAUAAUGCAUUUAAAAGUGCUUAAAAAGUAGUCCUUAUUGCAUAAUAUUUUUUAAAAAUCUAUGUUUUUAAUGAACAGCCUUCACAAUGAGUAGGUAACCUUAGGCAGGUUUGAGUCUGCAUUUGAAAAUGGGGAGAGUGUCAAUGUCUGUGUAGCUAUGGCAGAGAAGUCCCAACCUAAGGGACCUGAAUGACUGACAGCUGCAGUCUCCAUGGUGAUGAAACAGCCAGAAGGCAGUCGGUUAAUAUUGCAUAAAUCCAAAUAGACAGACCGAGUGAUGACAUUGAUGUGAAACUGAGAUGACAUUAUGCAGGCUGUUUAUUGAUAUCAUAA